Molecule: messenger RNA, 789 nt
Organism: Saprolegnia parasitica CBS 223.65
Lineage: Eukaryota; Oomycota; Saprolegniomycetes; Saprolegniales; Saprolegniaceae
Exons: 3
Coding region: 1-789 (262 amino acids)
Source: RefSeq, a predicted model, not a curated record
AUGGUUGCUACCUCCUCCGUCUUAACGUCGCUCGUCGCCUUUGGCGCGUCGGUGAUGGCGGCGUCGCUCCCGCCGUGCAACAAGACGGCGCUCAUCAUCGUCGACGUCCAAAAUGACUUUGCGCUGCCAACCGGCAACCUCUCGGUCUCUGGGGGUGAGGCCAUCAUCCCCGUCAUCAACGAGGUCCGCCACCGCGGCAACUUUGACAUGGUCGUGCUCACGCAAGACUGGCACCCGGUCGGCCACGUCUCGUUCUACUCGCGCUGGGCCAACGACCCAAAGGCCAAGAUGUUUCAGCCGUACACGCUGCCGUCGUCCGGUGAUGGCCCCGUGUGGCCGCCCAACACGGAGCAGGUGCUCUGGCCCGACCACUGCGUGCAGAACGGCAACGGCGCCGAGUUUCACAAGGACCUCCAUGUGAGCGCCAAGAAAGACAUUUUCAUCAAGAAGGGUGCGAACCCCAACCUCGACUCGUACUCGGGGCUGCUCGAAAACGACCACAAGACCGAGACGGCUUUGCCCAAGAUGCUCAAGGACGCCGGCAUCCAGCACGUGGUCGUGGUCGGGCUCGCGGAGGACUACUGCGUCGGCUCUACGGCGCUGGACGCCAAGACCGUGUACGGCUACGACGUCACCGUGCUCUCGGACGCGACAGCGGCCGUCGCCCCGGGAUCCAAAAAGGCGAUGGAAGGCAUGUUCCAGAAGCAUGGCGUCACGCUCCAAACGUCGGCCGAUUUCUUCAAGGCCCAAGACGCUCGCAAGUGCCGCUUCAACUCCAAGAGCUGCUAG